This is a messenger RNA of Solanum stenotomum, 1471 nucleotides long. Its product is annotated as GATA transcription factor 5-like. The transcript is spliced from 2 exons. Gene Ontology annotation, biological process: positive regulation of DNA-templated transcription. Gene Ontology annotation, molecular function: sequence-specific DNA binding; zinc ion binding. Gene Ontology annotation, cellular component: nucleus. Bases 231 to 1208 code for a protein of 325 amino acids. Lineage: Eukaryota; Viridiplantae; Streptophyta; Magnoliopsida; Solanales; Solanaceae. The record is from RefSeq and is a predicted model, not a curated record.
AAGGAGAGAGAAAAGUAGAUAAAAAGAGGAAAAAAACAAUAACCUACCCACUAGUUUCGCCCCCUUUUCAGUGCUUUAACCCAAAAACUCUUCUUCUUUACUUUUUUUUCUUCUGCAAUUCUACAACUUCUUCUUCACAAUUUUCAUACCAUAAAACCAACGUAAACUUCUCUGUACCUUUAAAAAUAAAACUUCAUUUUUUUUGGUGUUAGUUUUCAAAUUUUUUUCCUAUGGAGUUGAUUGAAGCAAGAGCAUUGAAAUCCAGUUUUCUCUCAGAUAUGUCUAUGAAAAAUACCCAACAAGUUUUUCUUGAUGAUAUAUGGUGUGUAACAGGGAUUAAUAAUGGAGCGAGUGAGGAUUUUUCAGUUGAUGAUCUUUUGGAUUUUUCUGACAAAGAUUUCAAAGACCCAGAACUGCAUGAAGAUGAUGAGAAAACCUCUUUUUCUGGGUCUUCUCAGAACAGAAAUUCACAGGAUUCUACUUUUUCCGGCAUGGAAAGCUUUGGUUCUCUCGCCGGCGAACUCCCUAUUCCGGUUGAUGAAAUGGAGAAUCUUGAAUGGUUAUCCCAAUUUGUGGAUGAUACUCCGUCGGAAUUUUCGUUGUUGUGUCCAGCCGAAAGUUUCAAGGACAAAACCGGUGAUUUUACAGAGUCCCGGUCUGAACCGGUGGUUAGACCGGUUGUUAAGAAAAUGAGAGUUCCAUGUUUCCCUUUACCGUUUCCAGUGAAACCAAGAAGCAAACGGUCCAGACCGGCUGGAAGAACAUGGUCUUUUCCGUCGUCGACAGUUUCAGGAGACUCUUCUUCUCCAACCUCUUCGUCGUACGGUUCUUCACCGUUCCCUUCGGGUUUUUUCACGAACCCGGUUUAUGACGGUGACUUGUUUUGUAGCGUAGAAAAGCCACCGUUGAAGAAGCCAAAAAAGAAUCCAUCAGCUGAGACCGGUUCAGGCCGUCGGUGUACCCAUUGUCAGGUUCAAAAAACACCCCAGUGGCGAGCCGGUCCAUUGGGUCCAAAAACUUUGUGCAACGCUUGUGGUGUUAGAUACAAAUCCGGUCGGCUUUUUCCUGAGUAUAGACCGGCUUGUAGUCCAACUUUUUCUCUAGAAGUUCACUCAAAUAGCCACCGGAAAGUUUUGGAGAUGCGGCGGAAGAAGGAAACCGGUGAGGUUAUUGACUCCGGUUUAGCUUCUAUGAUUUCAACUUGUUGAAAUGAAAAAACCCGGUUCAGUUAAAAGCGGUCUAGUAGGUCUAGCUCGGUUGCGGUUUAAAUGUGAAAAUUUUGGUAAAUUGUGGGUAGUAGGAAGGGUAGACGUAGAAAUGUAACGUAUUUUAGGAAGGUUAUUGUAAUUUUUACUUUUAGAUUUUUGCUACUUUUUUUUUUUUUUGGUUUUAAAUUUCUUUUUUGCAGUGUAAAAUCUAAUUUAUUCGCAGUUUAGUGGUCAAUCUUAUAGAAACCAUUCAUUUGUUUUUA